Messenger RNA from Gasterosteus aculeatus aculeatus (three-spined stickleback), 4289 nucleotides. It is a transcript of the gene tent5c, whose product is annotated as terminal nucleotidyltransferase 5C. Lineage: Eukaryota; Metazoa; Chordata; Actinopteri; Perciformes; Gasterosteidae. The record is from RefSeq and is a predicted model, not a curated record. Gene Ontology annotation, molecular function: poly(A) RNA polymerase activity; RNA binding. Gene Ontology annotation, biological process: mRNA stabilization.
ACGUCGUAUCGAUCAAGGGGGGGGGACUGUAUCGCGCCGCGGCGGUGGAUCCACUCCGGGCGGUCGUGCUGCGGCUGUAUAAAGCAGGCGCGUCUGCGCGUGCGGUUCAAACGUGACUCCUCCGCGCGGCGCUUCUGUCUCCUGCUCGGUGGAUUAUGAGGACGCGUCUGCAAGAAGUUAACUUCUGCGCUGUCUGACUCCCAAACGCCGCCACGGGACGCUUUCACGGAAGAGCGAACAUUUGACCUGAACUCGUGAGAAGAUGGAGAACCAGGAGGACUCUAAGAGCAGUUCGGUCAGCGUCCUCAGCUGGGAGCAGGUGAGCCGGCUCAACGAGGUGCUGACGGAGGUGGUGCCCGUCCACGGGCGGGGUAACUUCCCCACUUUGGAGGUGCGGCUGAAGGACAUCGUGGCCCGGGUGCGCUCCCGCCUGGAGCGCAGCGGCAUCGCGGUGAAGGACGUCCGGCUCAACGGCUCCACGGCCAGCCACGUGCUGGUGCAGGACGUGGGCUGGAGCUACAAGGACCUGGACGUCAUCUUCAGGGUGGACUUGCCGCACGAGGCCGAGUUCAGGCUCAUCAAGGACGUGGUGCUGGGCACCCUGCUGGACUUCCUGCCCGAGGGCGUGAACAAGGAGAAGAUAACGCCCAUGACCCUCAAAGAGGCCUACGUCCAGAAGCUGGUGAAGGUCAACACGGAGCAGGACCGCUGGAGCCUCAUCUCCCUCUCCAACAACAACGGCCGCAACGUGGAGCUGAAGUUCGUGGACUCGAUACGCCGGCAGUUUGAGUUCAGCGUGGACUCCUUUCAGAUCGUGCUGGACUCCAUGCUCUCCUACUACGAGCUGGCACAGGCGCCCAUGUCGCCGGCGUUCCACCCGACGGUGAGCGGCGAGAGCGUGUAUGGCGACUUCGCCGCGGCGCUGGGCCACCUGAGCGGCAAGCUCAUCGCCACCAAGCGGCCCGAGGAGAUCCGCGGCGGCGGCCUGCUCAAGUACUGCAACCUGCUGGUGCGGGACUUCCGGCCCGCCAGCGAGGAGGAGCUCAAGGCCCUGGAGCGCUACAUGUGCUCCCGCUUCUUCAUCGACUUCCCCGACAUCGGCGAGCAGCAGCGCAAGGUGGAGGCCUACCUCCAGAGCCACUUCGUGGGCGAGGAGAAGAGCAAGUACGACUACCUCAUGAUCCUGCGGCGGGUGGUCAACGAGAGCACGGUGUGCCUCAUGGGCCACGAGCGGCGGCAGACCCUGCAGCUCAUCUCCGUGAUGGCCUUCCGCGUGCUGGCGGAGCAGAACGCCAUUCCCGACGCCUCCUGCGUCACCUGCUACUACCAGCCGGCGCCCUACGUCCGGGACCACAACUUCAGCAACUACUACGUGGCCAACCAGAACAUUCCCACGUGGCUGCCGUGUAACUGAGGCGCUGCCGCUUUCGGCCAGAGAGGAAUUAAAAAAAAAUAAAAAUUGCAAAAAAUAUUUCCCCCUCCCAUGAAUGAAAAGUGCUAAGGCGAAAGAUGCUUGGUGCCCCUCGAGGCGUAAUUAUAUAUUCAAGUGUUUUUGUUUCUGGAAUCUUUCUCAUUCCUCAUCUACGGGGUCGUCUGGGUCAUCGAAGAGAAAGAUAUUUUUAAGUGUUAACAUUAUUUCUUAUUUCUCAUCGCGUUUGUUUCCCUCUGUUACGGAGUUUUGUGCCUUAACCUCCAGGUGUUAAACACCCCCCCCCCCCCACACCCAGAUGAUGAAAGCGUGUACUAUGUUUUGCAAAAAAUAAGGGAAUAUCGUGUGAUGGCCUUAAAUUUGGUUUCCCCUUCCUGUGAUAAAAGAAAAUGUGAAAAGGCAGAAAAAAACUGUAAAAUAUUGAAAAAUAGUAUUAUUGGGGAAGAGGUAAUAUUUGAAGAAGGAAAAAAAAAAAAAAAAAGGUUGUUCACUGGUGACGGAGAAGGUGGCGCACUAAUGACUCAUGUCACAGUAUGAAGGGGGGGUCGGGGGGUGACGUGCACACAAGCCGUCGGUGCCUGUGACUUGUAAACAAAGCAAGAAAAUGUGCGUAUUUUUAUUUUCCCCGUCGCGGUGUCGGACAAACCGCCCUCACCGGUCUCCUCCCGGUCCUCCAGCGGACGAGACGGUUCGGCCCUCUGGGUGGGGGAGGGGCUGCAGACCGUCUGAGGCGUUUAUUUGUGGGUGGGUUUUUUUUUUUUUUUUUUUUUUUUUUUACGUCUCUGGCUGUUGUGCGACUGUACUGCGAGCGCGGAUCUGUUGGGACGCACGCUAGGCUGGACUCGCCCAGAGAGAGAGAGGGGGGGGCGAGCGAGCAGGCCGGGAGGGACUGUGGCCUUAAAAGGAGCAGCAGCACGUGUGUCGUCCCCCCCGCCGCCGUCAGGCUCGUCCCGUCUCUCAGAACCAUUGGCACUCAAACUACAGCCGGUCUAUAAUUAUCACCUGUUUUUUUUUGGGGGGGGGGGGGGGGUCACUUCCUGUCCUCUUCUAUCCUGCACAAGCGUUUAAACCCCUUUUGUGGGCAUGUUGAGAGCGCCACCAGUUUGAUUUCUUUCCCCCCCCCCCUAACCCAUCAGUAUCGGUUUCUAGCCGGCCGGCUAUCAGCUGCCGGCCCGGCGCUGCGAGCGGAACAUUCCAGCAGACGGCAGGUUGUCCGUCAGGACGGAGACCAGAAGUUCCGCCUGUGUUUAUGCGAGUGGCGAGAGUCUCUUCUCCCCCCUGCAGCACCAGCGUCUCUUAUCUGGCUGCCCCCCCCCCUCCUCCCCCUUUCCGCCUAGACACGGUGUUAAGUGGCCGGUCAGCGUGGCCUCCCCGCGGGUCACGACGCCAUACGGGGGGGGCGCCGUGCUGAACUUUGGUUUGAGUUGUUUCCGUUUCGUUUUUUUAAGCGAGGCGCUGUGGCUCCGGCCCGACGGCACCAGCAGCUCGAGGGCCUUUUUCUUUAGAGCGUUUGUUUUUUUUUUAACGGCGACUGAAGGAAGGACGUUCACGCCGCCGUUAUUAAAAAAACACCCACUUGGUUUUGUUUUCAGUCUCGUUGUCUGUUGUUGAAACUCGUCCUUCCUGUCUUUGUCUGACUCACCUUGUCUUUGAGCCACUGGCGGCCAUGUUGACCUCAGUCUGACCCAGCCCCCCCCCCCCCCCCCCCCCCCCUUUGCUGUAAUUGAAUGUACUGCUCAGCAUUUGUAGCUCCGGCACGAUUCGUUUAUGCCGACACUUUGGUCCCCAUCCAAAGCGAAACCUAGUGGUGCACUGACGUGGUGGGGGGGGUCAUCCAGCAGAGACCCCCGUACUAACGGAAGCACUUUAAGAGGCCUUGUUUUACUCCAAAAACCCACCCAGCUGGGACCGGAUGUAAAUACGCUAAUGUGGUUCUCAGGGACAUUGUGUGUGUGUGUCAUUUAUCUUUGAGGGCUUCGUUCUGCCCCCCUUCAUGUUGUCUCUUCCCCCUCGUCUUAUUGCCGUAGACGGCGUCUCGUGCUCAAACCGUCCUCAUCGCUCACUGGUUGGCGAUCAUGUGAUCAUGUAGAACAUUGGUUUAGUUUUUUUUUUAGGGAACAGCUGCACAGGAUAUCUAAUCAUUCCCCAGUUAGUUUUUUGCUCUGAGUGAUGAUGAAUCGGAGCACGUAGAAGUCUAGCCCCCCCCCCCCCCCCCCCCCCCCCUUUAUUCUUUCCACUGCGCGACAUCAGACGACGUAACCAAGCCCGACGCGGCGUUGGUGUGGAUGGCGGCGGUGGGAUGCGAGUCCUCUGCGCUGGGGGGUGUUUGCGGGGCUGAAUGAGCUGAAUCAUCGCGCAGAAACUCUUUGGUGAAAGAAUAAAGGACAAAGUGGAUUUUGCCUUUUUUUCCCCCCACUUUUCUUUUUACUCUGCUGUAAACUAUCAAUCCCGCCGCCUCUUCUCGCCUUCUGAUCGCCCGGCUUUGUUCAUCGUGCAGCGUGUUUUUCUUUUCUACACAGACGCCUGUAGAUGAUUCUUUACUGGGGGGCAGAGACACCGUUGGAUUAGAUAAUCGGUGAUGCUUCAUCAAAUCCUACACCUUCCUCUUCGUGUGUGUGUGUGUGUGUGUGUGUGUGUGUGUAAAGUUGGGGUAAAGAAUGAAAUGUGUCACAUUACAUAUAAUGUAUAUUUUUGAACUGGUUGAUGCUUUUCUGUCGGCUUUGAUUGUGACUACGAGUUUGAUGGUUGCAGCAUGAUACGAUUUCCUUUUUCAGGACUUUUACCUCACUUGAGUUUUUUUUUUCCUUUUUUGGAUGGAAAUGUACAUCAGGACAAACCAUGAAUAAAGAAUUAAAUGCAA